AAUUCAUAGCAUCACCAAAAGAAAGAAACUUGUACUCAAGUCUCUUCUGAGAAAAAGACCCGGAUAUCUGAUUCAAUAAUAUUGGGCAAUGGAAUUGCAAGAAGCUUGCAUUGUAGCAGCGAGUAGUAUAGGCUUCAUUUCUGCUUGUAAUGCUUCCAUCAAUUUUGUGAGAUGAGUAUGGAUCAUGUUUGAGACCCCCCAAAGAAUCUUAAGGAGUAUGGGCUAUCAUCAAUAGCUCCACUGAUGGAAUUGGUAAAGCCCCUGCCUUUGAAAUGGCUUCAGUUUGUUUUUGUGGUUAAAAUUUCAAAAGUACAUGGGAAAAAAUGAGACAUUGCCUAUAGGUUUAUAAGGGUUUGGGUCACUUCAUCCAUUGUCAAUUGGUUUUAGAUGUGAACCUUAGAUUAGUUUAUCAUGGUAUCAGAACGGGUUACCCACGUGUGCAUGCUUAACGGCCACAAGGGCUCCACGUCACCCAAUGUUGUUCACGUGUAUGGCUUGAAAAUUCGUUACACGUGCGGGGGCUUGUUGAGAUUAUACAUCCCACAUGGGAAAAAAUUGGACAUUGCCUAUGGGUUUAGAAAGAUUUGGGUCACUCCAUCCAUUGCCAAUUGGUUUUGGAUGUGAACCCCAGAUUACUUACGAUGUUCCAAAGUAUUGAAACAAGGAAGUUGGUCCGGUUCUAUAUUUUGCUUUUCUUUUCACACUCCUCACUGCGAUCUUCUCCCGAUUCAGGUUUAUAACUUCUAAUACUAUCAUUCCUUGGGUCUGCAGUAGCAUCAGAAAGAGAGACCAAACUAAUGAGAACUCACACUAGGCCCCAAGUUAACAGGAGAAUCUCUACAAUCUACAUUAUUAAUUAAUAUAUGGAUGUGUUUGUGCAAUACUACUUCCCCAACUUCUAAAUGCAAACCAGGGAUCUGAAAACUACCAACGGUUCCUAUAUAAUCUGACAACCACCAACGAAACAAUUGGGUUGUCAAUUACACGAUAACGCAUGGUCCCUUUCUACAGGCCAACUUGUUACUUGCUACUUGGAUCAAUUUUUGUACUUAAUUGCAUGACCAAAUAAGGAAAAUUGUACACCAAAUUGCAUAACCAAAUAGAGACAUUUGUACUCCAAGUUGCUCUGCAUUACUGAUACAUUAUUGGGCAAUGGAGCUACAAGAGUUUUUCAUUGUGGCAGCAAUCACCAUAGGUUUCCUAUCUGUUUGUAAAUCUUUGAUCAAUUUUGUGAGAUGGGUAUGGGUCAUGUUUUUAAGACCUCCAAGGAAUCUCAAGGAGUAUGGAUCUUGGGCAAUUAUCACUGGCUCCACUGAUGGAAUAGGCAAAGCCCUUGCCUUUGAAAUGGCUUCAAAGGGUCUUAACCUUGUCUUGGUCGGUCGAAGCCCUUCGAAGCUCGAAGCUACCUCUAAUGGAAUCCGCGGGAAAUACUUUCAUGAACGAGUGAAAGUUAAGAGCAUUGUCAUCGACUUGGCAAAAUUGAGUGGCGAGGAGAUAGCUAAAACCAUAGAGGAAGGCAUCAAAGGGCUUGAUGUUGGCAUUUUGAUUAACAAUGCAGGGAUGACUUACCCUUAUGCAAGGUUCUUUCAUGAGGUUGAUUUGGAGCUGAUGGAGAGCAUUACAAAGGUGAACAUGGAAGCCCCAAGUUGGGUGACUAGGGCAGUGCUUCCCGGUAUGCUCAAGAAGAAGAAAGGAGCAAUUAUCAAUAUCGGCUCUGAUUUAUCCGAGGACCCUUCUUUGCCUCUAUACACUCUUUAUGCUGCUUCUAAAUCGUACGUUAAAAUGUUCUCAAGAUGCAUUAGUUUGGAAUACAAGCAGCAUGGAAUUGACAUUCAGUGUCAGGCACCUCGUUUUGUGGCGACCGAGAUGACAAAGAAUUUGAAGUCACUUCCAGUUCCCUUGUUGAUUGCAUCACUAGAGAAAUUCAGCAAAGCCAGCAUCCGAUGGAUUGGCUAUGACCAUCUGUGUAAUCCUUACUGGUCGCAUUCAGUGCAGGGGUUCAUGAUACAUGCCUGUCCUGAUGUUUUGAUUAAUGCCCUCUCCUUUUGGAUGUGUAGCACCGUCAGAAAGAGAGGCCAAAUGAAGGAGAGGCAAUAAAAAGAUCGAUGAUACACUAAAUAAGAAUCCAUUAUAAUGAUUGUAUUUGAUUGCAGUAUGUAAUACGUUUAAAUGUCUACAUCACAAGGAUGAGCUAUAACAUUCCCCCCGAGUUAGGAAGCUAGAUUGAUUUUCCAUUCUUAGCAUAAAGCUUGCACCGUAUUUCUCAAUUAAAUUUUGCUCAUCACGUAUCUUUCGUGAGGGUAACUAAAUGAAGGAUGUUUUGACAAAUCAUGACAUUAACUCCACAGAUUUGGUAUGAUGGGA
Rosa rugosa (rugosa rose) is the source of this 2364-nucleotide messenger RNA. Its product is annotated as very-long-chain 3-oxoacyl-CoA reductase 1-like. The transcript has 3 exons. Bases 1153 to 2097 code for a protein of 314 amino acids. Gene Ontology annotation, molecular function: ketoreductase activity. NCBI's taxonomy places the organism in Eukaryota, Viridiplantae, Streptophyta, Magnoliopsida, Rosales, Rosaceae. Gene Ontology annotation, cellular component: endoplasmic reticulum. The record is from RefSeq and is a predicted model, not a curated record.